This is a messenger RNA of Quercus robur (English oak), 1754 nucleotides long. RefSeq names its product purple acid phosphatase-like. Gene Ontology annotation, molecular function: metal ion binding; acid phosphatase activity. Lineage: Eukaryota; Viridiplantae; Streptophyta; Magnoliopsida; Fagales; Fagaceae. The coding region runs from base 199 to 1626 and encodes 475 amino acids. The transcript has 8 exons. The record is from RefSeq and is a predicted model, not a curated record.
CAAAUAACAACUGGUGAAGGAAGACUCAGUUUCCUAUCAUUAAACAAUCGUUGACGUCUAAAUUUGUAUUAUAUAAGGAUGCUCUGAAUAUUCCUAGCAUUCUUCUGAUCAGACUCGAGCCAGUUUAAGCAUUUCAUAUAUAUAUAGCAAUAGGGUCUCGGCUCUUUAGCUAAAUAGUGUAGUUUUGUGAGACUCUGUAUGUGCAGGCAAAAGGUCAAGAUGGGUCUUUUUGGUUCUUCUUUAUCUUCUUCUUUGAUCGCAGUUAUUUUGGUUUUGAGUUUAGCAGUGGUGUGUCAUGGAGGAAAGACCAGUUCUUUUGUCAGAAAAGUUGAGAAGACUAUUGACAUGCCUCUUAAUAGCGAUGUCUUUAAAGUCCCACCUGGUUAUAAUGCACCUCAACAGGUACAUAUAACACAAGGAGACCAUGUGGGAGAGGCAAUGAUUAUAUCAUGGGUGACUGUGGAUGAACCGGGUUCCAGUAAAGUGGUCUUUUGGAGUGAAAACAGCAAGGAAAAGAGACAUGCCGAAGGCAAAGUUACUACCUAUAAGUACUACAAUUACAAGUCUGGUUUCAUUCAUCACACAACCAUCAGAAACUUGAAGUUCAACACCAAAUACUACUAUGUGGUUGGGAUUGGGCACACUACUCGGCAGUUCUGGUUUGUAACUCCACCUGAAGUUGGCCCUGAUGUGCCUUAUACAUUUGGUCUUAUUGGGGAUCUUGGUCAGAGUUAUGAUUCAAAUAGGACACUUACUCAUUAUGAGUUAAACCCACAGAAAGGGAAAACAGUGCUGUUCGUUGGGGACCUCUCUUAUGCAGAUAACUAUCCAAAUCAUGACAAUAAUAGGUGGGAUUCAUGGGGAAGAUUUGCUGAGAGAAGUGUUGCUUAUCAACCAUGGAUAUGGACUGCAGGGAAUCACGAGAUUGACUAUGAGCCAUCAAUUGGAGAAACCAAGCCUUUUAAGCCUUACAGUCACCGUUAUCAUGUGCCUUUUAAAGCUUCAAAUAGUACAGAACCCUUUUGGUAUUCAAUCAAGAGAGCUUCAGCUUACAUCAUUGUCUUGUCCUCAUACUCCGCAUAUGGUAAAUAUACCCCUCAAUACAAAUGGCUUGAAGAGGAACUACCAAAAGUUAACCGGACUGAGACACCUUGGUUGAUUGUUCUAAUGCAUUCCCCUUGGUAUAACAGCUACAACUAUCAUUUUCUGGAGGGUGAAACCAUGAGAGUAAUGUAUGAGGCAUGGUUUGUGAAGUACAAAGUUGAUGUGGUGUUUGCUGGUCAUGUUCAUGCUUAUGAACGAUCUGAACGUGUAUCCAACAUUGCAUACAAUGUUGUAAAUGGUAUUUGCACUCCUAUAAAGGAUCAAUCAGCGCCUGUAUAUAUAACCAUUGGCGAUGGAGGCAAUCUUGAAGGCUUAGCAACCAAUAUGACGGAACCACAGCCACCAUACUCAGCUUAUCGUGAGGCUAGUUUUGGUCAUGCCAUUUUUGACAUUAAGAACCGAACCCAUGCGUACUAUAGUUGGCACCGUAAUCAAGAUGGAUAUGCAGUGGAAGCAGAUACUAUGUGGUUUUUCAACAGAUACAAUCAUCCAGUUGAUGAUUCCACAAGUACCCAAUCAUGAUGAAACUAAUAACUAUCGAAUUCUCUUUGGAAUAUUUUCUCUCAUAAUUUUUUUCCUUGAAUAAACGAUCUCAUAUAGUUGAUUCUCAAUAAUAGUUACUACUUUUUCUUCAGCAUUUUAUUGUUCCA